Ascochyta rabiei is the source of this 1395-nucleotide messenger RNA. RefSeq lists its product as uncharacterized. The transcript has a single exon. The coding region runs from base 1 to 1395 and encodes 464 amino acids. The record is from RefSeq and is a predicted model, not a curated record. Lineage: Eukaryota; Fungi; Ascomycota; Dothideomycetes; Pleosporales; Didymellaceae.
AUGAUCAAUGAAGCUCGCUUUGCCAGAGCAGAGCCGAUCAAUGCACUCACUGCCCAAGCUCUGCGGCGUAUCACUGGUGUGGGUGCAUCACCUCAUCCUAGUGAUAGCGGUAGCCCGACCAGUUACUUCACCAACAGCUCGUUUGGCCAUCAGCCUGUUACACCAGCAGACCCACAAAAUGAUGAUUGGAGCCAACGUCCAGCAAUCGCGGCGUUCGAUGGUUCUGUGAGUGGCCUGUUUUCCGGACUCGACUACGGCAAUAACCAAACCGUGUUCAACACGGGUGGUCUGAGCUCUUCUCUCUCACAACCGGGAAUACUCCGACCUAAUUUGACUCUGUUGACGGAUGUGGGACGAAGGUAUCCAGGCUUUCCGAGUCCACUUUCCCCAACAUUGAGUGCGAAGGAGCUGUAUCCCACGCCCACGUGGGAUGCAGGAAAUGCUGCAACGGCUCAUGCUCAGAGUCCUGCAAUCUGUCCUACCAGCCCCGUGAGUAUCGAUGGUUCCAGCAUGUGUGGACCUUCGACCCGCUGGAUCUCCCACAGUCAUGAGCACUUUGCCGAACAGAUAGGUUUGAUCGACAGUGUCCUUGCUCGAAGCAGCAGUAGGUGCCGAACGCGGGUACCUUCGCGUGCUUCUUCAAUAUCAUCUCUCAGUCCUGCGGGUCCCGCUAGUCCGCAACGAGCAUUGUCGCCUCGUGCAGGUAUGCUCAGAAACCUGGCUACCAAGCAGGCUCUCCGUGGCAUGCACAACACUGCUCUCUCUCCUGGUACUAGACGGCAGUCCUCAUUUGACGCCAUCAACAUGCGUCGUGACAGUGUACACAGCCACAACGGCACCCCUUCUACGCUCUGUUCGCAGUCAGUACGCUCUUUGUCUCCACGACCCAUGUGUGGUCAAACUGCGCCCCCAAUACUUCCAUCCAUCCAAAUCGCCAACGGUACGGAGUUCGAAACGGGGUCACCUAUCUCCCCCACUGGAACCAUGCUCUCGUAUACGUCCAACCGCGCCGUUGAUUCUGGGCUGCUGGCCCUUCCAGCUCUCAGCGAACCUCAGGUUGCUGAGUACCGUUUCUGGGUUCCUUGCGGACGCCGGGUUUGUGGAUUCGGUUGCGGAGGUGCACAUGAGGGCGAGAGUGCAGCAGCGAAGAAGCUGUUCAGGGAGGAAGAGAGUGUCUUGGAACAUCCGAUGGCGGCAAACGAAGGGCAUGGUCAUGGUGGCGAUGAAGACAGUUUCGAGGAGAGACAUGCAGCAAGCUUCCGAAAAAAUGAAAAGUACGAUAAGGGGGCAACGGAGACAACAGAGGCAACGGCUCUUGAGAAACGCAAGCGGGCUGAGGAAUGGAAGAGAUUCCUGAGCUGGAGAGAACGGGAUGUCAGUGUGGCUAGAGUCUGA